CAUCGGAAUAGAACACGGUGCUGAGACAGGGAGUUGUUCGGCAAACAGGUGGAACAUUUGGCGAAGAGAACGGAGACACUAAUCUGACACUGAAUCUGAAACCACACAGCACCAUUGAACUUCCGUUCCGAAGAAGAGUGUAUUUUAAAACAUGGAACAGCGUCGUUAGCCGAUCAAACCCCUCGGGACAUGCAUGAUCUGGAGGACAGCCGUUUAUUGAAGAUUUGCUGAAGAAGGAGAGAGAAUUCCCCUCCUAGUAGCAAGCCAUUGUGUGAUGAUGGAAAGUGCCAUAUAUGAGGACGAACCUUUGUAACUAGCUGGCUGACCAGGCAGCUAGCACCACAUAUCAAGGAUUCUGGAUGAUUCUUCGACUUGAGUCCAUUGGGGAUCAUUAUAAUCUACCGGAGCGGACCUGUAACUUAUCUCCGAGACAGUGGACACAAUGGGGGAGACCAGUCUCAACGACUCGAAUGUGAAGGUCGCAGUCCGUGUUCGUCCCAUGAACAGGAGAGAAAAGGACCUGAACACAAAAUGUAUUGUGGAUAUGGAAGGCAACCAGACCAUCCUUCACCCAGGAGGAGGAAACCUGGGCAAGGGAGACUCCAGGAGUCAGACCAAGACCUUCGCCUACGACUACUGUUUCUGGUCCAUGGACGAGUCGGAAAAGGACAAGUUUGCGGGUCAGGACGUGGUGUUUCAGUGCCUUGGGGAGAGUCUUUUGCACAAUGCCUUCCAGGGCUACAACGCCUGCAUCUUCGCCUACGGACAGACAGGUUCGGGGAAGUCAUACACCAUGAUGGGCUCUGUGGACUCUCCAGGUCUGAUCCCGCGGCUCUGCAGCUCUCUGUUUGACCGCACCCUGCUGGAGCAGAGGGAGGGUGAAGGCUUCACCAUAGAGGUCUCCUACAUGGAGAUAUACAACGAGAAGGUCCGUGACCUCCUCGACCCCAAAGGGAGCAGGCAGGCUCUUAGAGUGAGGGAACACAAGGUGUUGGGGCCGUACGUGGACGGCCUUUCACGCCUGGCUGUGGCCAGCUACAAGGACAUUGAGUCUCUGAUGUCGGAGGGGAAUAAGUCUCGUACGGUGGCUGCCACCAACAUGAACGAGGAGAGUAGCAGAUCUCACGCUGUCUUCAACAUCAUCCUCACACACACACUCAAAGACCUGCAGUCUGGGACGAGUGGUGAGAAGGUGAGUAAGCUGAGUCUGGUUGACCUGGCUGGCAGUGAGAGAGCAGCUAAGACUGGAGCUACUGGAGAGAGGAUGAAGGAGGGCAGCAACAUCAACAAGUCUCUGACUACUCUAGGCCUGGUCAUAUCUGCUCUGGCAGAACAGGGAUGUGGGAAGAACAAGACCAAAUUUGUCCCUUACAGAGACUCUGUACUAACAUGGCUGCUAAAGGACAGCCUGGGCGGUAACAGCCGCACGGCCAUGGUGGCCACAGUGAGCCCGGCGGCGGACAACUAUGACGAGACGCUGUCCACGCUGCGCUACGCCGACCGGGCCAAGAGCAUUGUCAACCACGCCGUGGUCAAUGAGGACCCCAACGCACGCAUCAUCAGGGAGCUCCGAGAGGAAGUGGAAAAACUACGGGACCAGCUGACACAGGCAGAGUCUAUGAAGGCCCCAGAGCUGAAGGAGAGGCUGGAGGAGUCUGAGAAACUCAUCCAGGAGAUGACCGUCACCUGGGAGGAGAAACUACGCAAGACUGAGGAGAUCGCACAGGAGCGUCAGAAACAGUUGGAGUCCCUUGGCAUCUCUCUCCAGUCGUCUGGCAUCAGAGUAGGAGAAGACAAGUGUUUCCUAGUCAACCUCAAUGCUGACCCCGCUCUCAACGAACUGCUGGUCUACUACCUGAAGGAGCACACUAAGGUUGGUUCAGCAGACUCCCAGGACAUCCAGCUGUGUGGGAUGGGUAUCCAGGCUGAACACUGCAUCAUAGACAUCACAGCUGACCAAGGGGUGGUCCUCACUCCUCACAGGAACUCAAGAACGUGUGUGAACGGCUCUCCUUGCACCAGCCCUCAGCAGCUCCACCAUGGAGAUCGUAUCCUGUGGGGAAACAACCACUUCUUCAGGAUCAACCUGCCUAAGUGGCGGUCGCGGUGUGGCGGUGAGGAAGAGGAGGCUGAGGGGGGCCUGAUGAAGAACAGUAGCAGUAGUGAACAGCUGGAGGGGGACGGAGACAACAACAGUGAGGUUUCCUCUGAGGUCUCCUUCUCCUACGAGUUCGCCCAGACAGAGGUCAUGAUGAAGGCCCUGGGCAACAACGACCCCAUGCAGGCGGUGCUACAUUCCCUAGAGAGGCAGCACGAGGAGGAGAAGCGCUCGGCGCUGGAGAGACAGAGGCUGAUGUACGAACAGGAGCUGCAACAGCUGAGACGACGGCUGCACCCGGACAGACCGUCUGUAGGACAGACAGGCACGGCCCCCAACCAAUCACAGGGCCAGGCCGACAGGCCGGGACAGCCCCACUACCGCAGCCUGGAGAGACUCAGCAUGUCCAACUCACCCAGCGCACAGAGCAGGCUGAGGCAGUGGAGCGAGGAGAGAGAGGCAGUGUUGACCCGGAGCUUGCGUAAGCUGAGGGAGCAGAUAGUGAGAGCUAACCUGCUGGUGCAGGAGGCUGGCUUCAUAGCAGAGGAGCUGGAUAAACGCACCGAGUACAGAGUCACCUUGCAGAUACCUGCUGCUAACCUCAACGCCAACCGCAAGCGUGAUGCAGUGCUGAGUGAGCCUGCGGUGCAGGUGAGGCGCAAGGGGAAAGGGAAACAGAUCUGGGCUCUGGAGAAGAUGGAGAACAGACUGGUGGACAUGAGAGAACUGUACCAGGAAUGGAAGGACUAUGACGAUGACAACCCCGUGAUGCGUUCCUACUUUAAGCGUGCCGACCCGUUCUUUGACGAGCAAGAGAACCACAGUCUGAUCGGCGUAGCCAACGUCUUCCUGUCCUGUCUGUUCUAUGAUGUCAAGCUGCAAUAUGCAGUACCCAUCAUCAACCAGAAGGGGGAGGUGGUUGGGAGGUUACACGUGGAGGUGGUGAGAGUGGCGGGUGGGUUUGAGGACAGCAUGGCUGGGGGAGAGGACAAUGAGGCCAGCCCCGACGGAGAGGUGCAGGAGAGGAAACUGGUCUGCAUGAUCAAGAUUCUUCAGGCAACAGGUCUCCCCCAGUACCUGUCCAACUUUGUCUUCUGCCAAUACUCGUUCUGGGACCAGGCGGAGCCCGUAAUUGUGGCCCCAGAGGUGGACCCCUCUGCCUCGUCCCCCAGCAGCAAGGACCCUCACUGCAUGGUGGUCUUUGACAGCUGCAAGGAGAUAGGUGUGGCAGUAACAGAGGAGUUUAUAGAGUAUCUGACAGAGGGGGCAGUGGCCAUCGAGGUGUACGGACACAGACAGGCCGACGCCGGCAGAAACCCUGCCCUCUGGGACCUCAGCAUUAUACAGGCCAAGACACGCACGCUACGGGACAGGUGGAGUGAGGUAACACGUCGUCUGGAGAUGUGGAUCCAGGUGUUGGAGAUCAACGAGAACGGAGACUUCAUGCCUGUAGAGGUCAUACCUGCCAGAGACGUACGCACAGGAGGUAUAUUCCAACUACGGCAGGGCCAGUCGAGACGUCUGCAGGUGGAGGUGAAGUCUGUGCAGGACAGCGGGACCAUGCCGCUGAUAGCGGAGGUUCUGCUGGCCGUGUCCGUGGGCUGUGUGGAGAUCAGACCGACACGCCAGGCCAAGGCCAACAACCAACCCAUACAGAUGGAGGGGGAUGAGAUGGACAGCUAUCAGGAGCGUGAUCUGGAGCGUCUGCGUCGCCAGUGGCUGACGGCUCUCACCAAGAGACAGGAGUACCUGGACCAACACCUCCAGACCCUGGUCAGCAAGCCAGAAAAGACAGAGGAUGACGUGGAGAGGGAGGCCCAGCUGUUGGAAUGGCGCCUGACACUGACCGAGGAGAGGAACGCCGUCAUGGUGCCUUCAGCCGGGAGUGGCAUCCCUGGAGCUCCCGCAGAGUGGGUGCCCUUACCUGGAAUGGAGACCCAUACCCCUGUGCUUUUCCUGGACCUCAGUGCGGAUGACUUCAGUUCCCAGGAUGCCUUGGAGGUCCCGGAGGCUGGGGGUUGGGACGCCACUCUGAGCGGCGAGGAUGAGGAAGAGUUCUUCGACCUGCAGAUCGUCAAACACUACGAUGAAGAGGUAAAAGCUGAGGCGUCGUGGGACUCCACAGUGCACCAGUGUCCCCAGCUGAGCCGCGGUGGAGCGUGGACGGAGCAGAGGGUUUAUCUGACGGUGCGCUGCGUGGUGCAGCUCAGCCAUCCGGCAGACAUGCAGCUGGUGCUGAGGAAACGGAUCUGUGUCAACCUGAACCCCAGCAGACAGGGCUUCGCUCAGAACCUCCUCAAGAGGAUGUCCACGCGCUCCUCUAUCCCCGGCUGUGGGGUCACCUUUGAGGUGGUCUCCAACAUCCCCGGGGAUGCCCAGGGUUCAGAGGACAGGGAGAUGUUGGCUCGUCUAGCUGCCAGCACUGAGAACCCCAAGUCGGCCGACAACGAGGCAGCCAUAGAGAAAUACCUCCGCAGUGUCCUGGCCGUAGAGAACGUCCUCACUCUGGACCGCCUACGACAGGAGGUGGCGGUGAAGGAGCACCUGGCGGGCAAAGGGAAGGGCAACAGACGCAGUCUCAGCUCCCCCAGUGUACACAGGCUCUCUGGCAGCAGACAGGACCUGUCAUCUAACUGCAAUCUGGACGACAACAAGACACGCUGGGAGAGCCAGCAGGACAUCUUCAUGACCUCGCCCCAGUUCAGCCACACCCUGCCUCGCCCCUCCUCCUCUCCCCCUACUAUUCCCUCACAGAACCUGAGCCAGGACCCAGAGCAAGGUCGUUCAGGGCUUGCUGCCUCUUAUCUUUCAGUCAAAGCCCUGGUGCCACAGAUGCCCAAGCUGCUCAAGUCGCUGUUCCCUGCCCGCGAGGACAAGAAGGAGCCCCUACGCCCUUCACCCCACUCUCUACAGCACAUGCCUCGUAUCAUCAUGCAGACAACGGGGCCUGAAGACAGCAGGAUCCGGAUAGAACCGGUUGCUAUGGUAGGGAGGACCACCCUUAUCCCGGCCCUGACCAAUGACAGGUGGUCGGAAUCCACCGACGCCCCUCUUCCUGUUCAGUCCUCCCAGCAUGACCCGCAUGACUACCCCCUCAGCCCCAUCAGCGAGGCCUCCAGCGGCUACUUCUCCACUAGCGUUUCCAUGGCAACCCUGUCAGAGGCUUCAGCCAGCGCCAGUGGCGACCACCCUGCCACCCCCCUCCACACCUCCUCCUCUCUCACCCUCCUAGAUGCAGGGGUGGGGCUAAAGGGGAUUGAUGCUCCUGAAACUACGUUACCCAGAACCCAGCAGCGAGCUGAACAGAACGGUGUUACUGCUGCCUCUCCUCAGUAUGACAACAAAAUGGCCACCACCGGUCCCGGCUCCAACGUCAACAGCGUCACCACGGGCAACAAGCCCUUCUCCGUGCAGAGGGUGUCGACGUCGGACCUGAAGUCGUUCCAGCAGCGCAUCCUGGGGGAGGAAGUGGAGGCGAGAGGAGGAGGAAGACAGGGGAGUCUGGAGAGACUGGAGAUCGUCCUGGACGACGAGGAUGGCGGCCGCGACUACGUGCUACCUGAUUGGCUGAGAGAGGGGGUGUGCGUGACGGUGGGAGCCAAUAAGGGCGGGACUGUGCGCUACGUGGGCAACACUGAGUUCGCCGAGGGUGUGUGGGUCGGGGUGGAGCUCGACUCGCCCUCAGGUAAGAACGACGGCUCCGUAGGCGGGCGCCACUACUUCCGCUGUAACCCUGGUUACGGUGUCCUGGUGCGUCCCGACCGGGUUUUCAGACGGGAGCGUUCCACCAAACGGAACCCGGAGAACCGGCGCAGCGGCGAGUUCUACCAGCCCGUUCUGCGGGGAGAGUCCACUAACAGGCGAGGGGAGAACCGCAAGUCCUGGAGCAGCUGAACUGGAGAGAAACAGGUCUGGCAGGGAGAGACCAUUAUUCCACACAUCCCUCUGUCUCCUGGCUCGGAUCAACUAGAAAACCCACACAUCCUGUUUCUAAGCCUCCGUCUCACUCAGCCCCCUCUCUCUCAAUCUCCCCCUAACUAUGCAAUACUACUGCAUCUAAUGGAAAACGGUCCCUGUCCUGUGCCCACUCAUAGCUAUGUAACAGUACCUUAGUGCUCUGGGUUAGAUCUGUCUGGAUUCAUUUCAAUAGGGAAGACCUUUACCCAACAAGCCCCUGCUGCUGCUGUGCUGUCUCCCCAUCUGGACACAGCACUGGUGGUGCCGCCUGUGGCAUGGAUUGGGCACAGGACCUGAGUGGUUCCACAGCACCUGAAGUAGGCUACAGAGUGUUGCUGUCUAUAUGAAGUGACCCACAGGGUGGCCAAUGGGGACUGUUUGUCCGCGGGCCAAGGUUCAGGUUCUGAAGUGAUGACAUCAUUUCCUCUGAUGUCAUCAAACUCUGGUCACACUUCGAGAAUCCUUCUGAAAGAAUGAGACUGCUAUUCCACCAGACUCUGACCGGAACCCCCAUCCCUCCUCUUUUUCGAUGGAACUGUCCAUUUUACUCCCCUCCUCCCCCCUUAUUUUUGAAUGGAACGGUCCCUUUUAACUAAAUGAUAUUAUCGGUCCUUUUUGUGGACUGACAUUUUAGCAGUUACUAUAUCUGUUUCCCCCAUGUGAAGUCAUUCAUCUGAAGUGAUCGAUUCUUCCAGAAUGUGCCUUCAUGAUUCAUGAGUUGAUUUUCCUUUGUAAUGUUUCUUAGUGGUUUUAUUUAAUGCACAUUUUGCCCUCUGUUGAGCUUUGACGAGAAUGCCUUGUGUAAGUGUGAGGUGAUCUCCUGGACUGUAGAGUGGACGUGGACGUACCUGUGAGAAGAUGUGUGUGUGUGUGUGCCUGUGUUUUAGAAGUUUGGCCCUUGAAGCUGAUUUUAACCAUGGCCAUGUACAGUAGGCUGGGAGAAAAAUGAUCCCUCUGUCUGUGUGUGUGUGUGUAUGCACGUCUCCGGCUGAUCUGAAAUAUGAAGCACCGUCGUUAUGACGACGUGGUUUGUGCAACAGUAAUAGCCAUUGGUUUUAAAUUGUAAGUUGAGAAGUCAGUUGAAGGAUGUUUCCACUAUGAGAAGCCCAGAGAGCAAAAUUAGUUGAAAUUGCUUUUCUUAAAUGUAUUUUUAACAUCCGGGUGCUUACUGGGAGAUUUUGCACGUUAGAGGUGUUAGCAGAAUGGUUGUCUUUGGUUCUAGAACUGUUUGAGGAAGUAGCAGUGGUGUGUACUGGACUGCUGGUCUUGUGUGUAUGUAACUUUGUGGUAACAUUGUGUUCAUGUUGUGGAGCUUUAUGUAACGUGUGGAGCGGAAGUUGAAUGGAAGUUAGGACUGGUAUGUUUUAUGCUGGUCAUUGAUUUGUGUUUGGGGAAAAAAGAUCUCUGCAUAUGUUCACCAUUUAUUUUUUAGAAAGGUGCUCUUAAUGUGUGUGAAGCUACAGAUCUGUAAUAGGGUCUAACAUUUACAUACUGACUCAAUGGCUUUGGGAGAUGAAGAAGGCAAGGAUGUGGGAGAUCGUUUUUUUUAGUUUAAGUUUUACAAGCAAUUUGGUUUGAAACUAUGGAAUUUUAAUUAAAAUGUUAAUUGAUCCCUGAA
Messenger RNA from Coregonus clupeaformis (lake whitefish), 7673 nucleotides. RefSeq names its product kinesin-like protein KIF13B. Lineage: Eukaryota; Metazoa; Chordata; Actinopteri; Salmoniformes; Salmonidae. The record is from RefSeq and is a predicted model, not a curated record. Gene Ontology annotation, cellular component: adherens junction. The transcript is spliced from 40 exons. Gene Ontology annotation, molecular function: ATP binding; microtubule binding; cell adhesion molecule binding. The coding region runs from base 443 to 5992 and encodes 1849 amino acids. Gene Ontology annotation, biological process: regulation of protein localization; microtubule-based movement.